Molecule: messenger RNA, 2670 nt
Organism: Dreissena polymorpha
Lineage: Eukaryota; Metazoa; Mollusca; Bivalvia; Myida; Dreissenidae
Product: arginase, hepatic-like
Exons: 6
Coding region: 424-1482 (352 amino acids)
Cellular component (GO): cytoplasm; cytosol; nucleus
Molecular function (GO): arginase activity; manganese ion binding
Source: RefSeq, a predicted model, not a curated record
GCUCAAUUCAACAGUGCAAAAUGCCCAUAAUAUCACUUUAAGCAUUAGCACGAUGAUAAUUGAUACUGUUAAUAAUCGAAUCAAAUAGCAAUGCCCGACAAACCACUAAAACAGGUUUGUUCGAAGAACGCGCCUAUAAAUACGGAUACUUCUCGUGUGGCCGGUUGACUCAUAUGUUUAAAUUUCACUUCCAUUCUUCUUUUGGUUUUCUGUUUUGUAUCUAUAGGUUUAUGACCAGCAAUAUGUUAUAAUGUAAAAUAAGCCGCGAAAACUCCCCGUAACAUCCCGUACUGCGUGUGAUGCAGCUAAGAACUGCACAGAAAAAGACAUUCGCUAUCCUUGAUCUCAUUCAUUAAACUAUUUACGCCGUAUAUCUUUUUUUAAAGAUAUUUCUUGUUUGGCGUACACGCGUAUAUAUACGUUAUGUCUAUUUAUCAAGAAAGGGAGAAAAACGAUCGUUUCACGACUACAGAAGGCAUUAUGUCGUUGGAUACUGUUGGAAUCGUAGGAGUUCCAGUGAGCAAAGGCCAGCGUCGUGACGGCACAGAGAAGGGCCCACAAGUGUUACGUGACGGCGGACUGAUCGAGAAACUGAUGCGUUUCGGUUGGAACGUCACAGAUUAUGGGGACGUCAAUUAUGACUUGGUCGACGAUGACUUGCCGUAUGAUCAUGUCAGAAAUCCAAGAAACGUCGCCAGCGGCUCAUUAAAUACAGCGGACCUGGUGGAGCGAUGUUUACGGGCGGAAGGACGCUGUAUCGCGUUAGGCGGCGAUCACAGCAUGGCUAUCGGAACCAUCAUGGGUCACGCGCGCAUCCACCCGGAUAUGGCGGUGCUCUGGAUUGAUGCGCACGCAGACAUUAACACGCCGCUGACGUCAGAUAGCGGUAACAUUCACGGGAUGCCGCUGUCGUUUUUGGCGCACGAGCUGGACAACUACAUCUCGUAUUUGCCUGGAUGGGAGGAAGUAAAGCCAUGUAUCAGCGUUGACCAGGUGGCGUGGAUCGGCCUGAGGGACGUGGACCCUCUGGAAAGGGCCAUCGUGGAGAAGUUCAACAUGAACUCGUUCAGUAUGCAGGAAGUGGAUCACUUUGGCAUCCGAAGGGUCCUCGACAUGGCGCUAGAGGCGGUCGACCCGACCGGUACCAAACCCAUUCACGUGAGUUUCGACGUCGACUCGAUGGACCCUCAGUACACGCCCAGUACCGGAACUCCCGUCAGUGGCGGUCUGUCUCUCCGAGAGGUGUGCUACAUAGUGGAAAUCGUGGCGCAAACAGGUCGGCUUGCGGUUAUAGACAUUGCGGAGGUGAACCCGACGCUCGGUGACAAGAACGACGUCGACCUCACUGUGAAGACGACGAUUGACGUCGUCUCGCAUUUCUACGGCCAGCGUCGUCAAGGCAACGCCCCCGAAGGCGCCGAGAUUCCCCUUUCGAUUACGAAACGUUUCCCGUCUAAGCCCAGACCUGUUGGGACAAAUUAGAAACUGCUACAAAACUAAACCGCAGCGUCGUGUGUUUGGCUUUGGCUCAAAAGAAGGAAUGAAUUCGUAUUUCACUUAUACCUCGUUGAGAUACAUGUAUAAGUAAUGACAUUUUGACAGCCAUUGUCAUGGUGAGGCGUUUUUGAGGAGUUCGUAUUGUAGACCUCUCCAAAACCUAAAAAAAGCAUUCGUAGUAGUAUCAUGAUUAUUAAGCAAAGAGGACCGGAGGAAUGGAUUAUUCAUGUUUUAGUUAAUCUCAGUAUCAUUUAUUCACCUGACAAAGAAUUGAGGUCGAGAUCUCUCAUGAUCUCUCAAACUACGCAUUGGUGUAUGUACUAACGAACUAUCACACUUGCAAAUUUGUGUUUGAAUCAUACAUUUCUUUAUCUUUACAUAUUUAAAGAGAUAUUGUUUACAUUCGAAUGUUGAACCUAAUUAGCAGUUGAUAUUUUACACUGUAUGACUUUCAAUCAGAUGAUUCGUCGUUGUGUAUAUGUUUUGAACUUUCAUAUGUUUUAUGCGUGUUUGUAUACAUGUAUGUACUUUUAUCUUUCUCUGGGAGGUCAGGCGGGAAAUCUGAUAAGGACCGUAAGCGGGAUCAGGAUUAUUUCCGGUGUCCCUGGUGUGACUGAUGGUGUAGACUCGGGCGCCCUGGCAGCAGUGGUCUAUCUCUAUGGACUGUUGUGGGCUGGACGCUCGAGUACAGUAAGACCACUUCGGGGAUCCCUUGGUCUUUAACAAGAUUUUUGGUCUUUUGACCUCCAUCUCUUGCAUAUUGCUAUUGUUUUCCAUUCAUGCUUGAUUACUUCCUGUACAUUAUAAAUAACUUUUUGCAUUGACUCUGCUGCUGGUCCAGCAAAUCUAUACCCUUAUAUUUAACUGUUUUUAUAUAUAUUUAACCCCAUGCGUGUCAUGAUGAUGAUAAUAUGUCUUUCAUUUCCCCUCCUAGUGCAAAACCAGCAGGAAAGUCGGGAAUGUGUUAAGUUUGAAUUGUGUUGUUAAUGCCUUAAAUUGUAUUGAUAGAUUAUGUAUCUGUAUUUCUAUAUCCAUGUAAAUGUGUUUUUUCUUUUAUCUAGCUUUUUACUCUUGUUUUACUGUUUACAUUUGUUGUAUAGUUGGUUCAAAAGCUUUGCAGCUUAUGUUAUUUGUUAUUGUCUUGCCGACUCAAAAUAAAUUUUAUUUGAUUGA